CACCUAAUCACAUGGAAUGUGGGCGGUGCCAUGCCGCCAGAUGACAUCACUGCUCUGCUGGGGUUGCACAUUGGAGAUGGAAACACAGACAUGUAUAUAAUUGGGCUACAGGAAGUCAACUCAAUGAUCAACAAAAGGCUGAAAGACGUUCUCUUCACAGACCAAUGGAGCGACGCCUGCAUGGAGAGACUCAGCCCCUUCGGAUACAUACUGGUGACGUCCCAGCGGAUGCAGGGGGUGUUGCUGCUGGUCUUCGCUAAGUACUACCACCUCCCCUUCCUCCGAGGGGUGCAGACAGAGACCACCCGCACCGGCCUGGGGGGCUACUGGGGUAAUAAAGGGGGUGUGAGUGCCCGCAUGUCUGUGUUUGGUCACACCAUCUGUUUCUUGAACUGCCACUUGCCGGCCCACAUGGAGAACUCUGAGCAGCGGAUGGAGGACUUUGAGAGCAUCCUGCAGCAGCAGCAGUUUGAAGGCCAGGCUGCCACAGGGGUGCUGGACCACGAUGUGGUGUUCUGGUUUGGAGAUCUGAAUUUCCGCAUUGAUGAACUGGAAAUUCCGGCUGUGAAAGCAGCCAUUGAUAACAACAAACUCACCAUGCUGUGGGAGAAAGACCAGCUGAACAUGGCCAAAGACAGCGAGUCAGUGCUGGAGGGGUUUCUGGAGGGUCCUCUCAAAUUCCCCCCCACUUACAAGUUUGAUGUGGGGACAGAUACAUACGAUACAAGUGGGAAGAAGCGUAAGCCUGCGUGGACAGACAGGAUCCUGUGGCGUCUGAGGGCCACAGUUCCCUCUGGGCCGACCCCUAAUGCUGGGAAGAGAGGCUCUAUUUUAGGGCUGAGCAGCGGGACCAAGGUCACCCAGCACUUCUAUCGCAGUCACAUGGAGUACAUGGUCAGCGACCACAAGCCUGUCUCUUCCAUCUUCACCCUCCAGUUCCCCUAUAAGGUGGACAUGCCCCUGGUGACGAUCAUGGUGGAGGAUGAGUGGAACAGCAUUGCAGAUGCCACGUGCACAUUCAAGGCUGCACCUAAUUUCGCUCGCAGCUCCUGGGACUGGAUUGGGCUGUACAAGGUGGGAUUCAAACACCAUAAGGACUAUGUAGGCUAUGUGUGGGCCAAGCAGGAGGAGGCAGAUUACCAUAGAGUAGAACACGAGGUGACCUUUACUGAGGAAGAGUUGCCCAAGGGCUCAGGAGACUUCAUCUUGUGUUACUAUAGCAAUAACACGAGCACCCUCGUGGGUGUGACAGAGCCUUUCCAGAUCCAGCUCCCCACCUCCAGCCCUGCCGGUAGCCCCUCUGACGACAGCUCUGAUUUCACCUCUGAGGACGACAGCGUGGUUGGUAUGAAGACCAUGUCCCGCAGUCCCAGCCCCCGGAAAAAGAAACACAGAGCCCGACACAGCCAUAGCCGCAGUCCCAGCCACAGCCGUAGCCGCAGUGGCAGCCCUGUGCUGCCCGAAAUGAAGGGCCUCAAGCUGCAGCAUGGCUCGGCCCACAACACCACAGAUGGGGAGAAGUACAUGAUGCACUAUGUGAGUCUGGUCGAGGCUGAGGUCCUGAGUGUUCCAGUGGAGAAGCGCAGACAGGGAACAGAGCCCUCCAGACGGUUACUCAUGCACCUGAACACUGGCCUGAUCAAGAAAGACAUCAGCGAGAUGGACAGGAGGGCUGUCAGUCAGUCCCAGUUAGAUGGUGUACCUACAGGCCUCAGUCAGCUCCACUAUUGCCUGGGGGACGUAAAGGACAUCCAGAACUCCCUGGCAGACAUCAGCAAGGACUGGAAGCAAAGCAUCAACACUGUUGAAUCUUGA
Salvelinus namaycush (lake trout) is the source of this 1815-nucleotide messenger RNA. RefSeq names its product phosphatidylinositol 4,5-bisphosphate 5-phosphatase A-like. Gene Ontology annotation, cellular component: plasma membrane; cytoplasm; ruffle. The transcript is spliced from 14 exons. Gene Ontology annotation, biological process: phosphatidylinositol dephosphorylation; negative regulation of peptidyl-serine phosphorylation. Gene Ontology annotation, molecular function: phosphatidylinositol-4,5-bisphosphate 5-phosphatase activity; phosphatidylinositol-3,4,5-trisphosphate 5-phosphatase activity. The coding region runs from base 31 to 1815 and encodes 594 amino acids. The record is from RefSeq and is a predicted model, not a curated record. NCBI's taxonomy places the organism in Eukaryota, Metazoa, Chordata, Actinopteri, Salmoniformes, Salmonidae.